ACCUUGCUAAUUAAUAAGCAAAAAUCCUCCAUUCUCUCUCAGCCACCUUCUCUCAAAUUAAAAUGGAAAAACCAACUCCAAUUUUUGUGCAAAAUUCAGUGAUCAGUCCUUACAAAUCCAAAGCUCACUACCCACAAAAAGCCAAGGGCAUCUCCUUCAUUGCUUUCGUUUUCUCUAUUUUCCUUUACAUCUCCAUCUUCUAUAUUUUCAACCUCUCCCCUUCAGAGCUAUUCAAAAACUCCAAGUUUUGGUUCUUCAUUUCCAACACUCUUAUUAUUAUCAUUCUCGUAGAUUAUGGUGCGUUCUCUUCCUCCACUAAGCAACAUGAGCUUUACCAGGAUUACAUAAUCAGAAGGCAAACAAGUGCUCCAUCCUGCUAUCCACAGCACUACUCAGAGAUCAUCAAGACAUGCAUUCCUGAAGAACAUGUCGAGGACUUGUGGGAGAAGAGCAAAGUAACAAUCCCUCAGAGGACAAGUUCUCUCACCAGCUUCCAAGGGAACUAUAAGAAGCCUGGAAGUUGUCUGGAACAAGACUAUAUUAGUGGAAGUUGUAAAAAGAAGCAGGUCCAGGCGAAAACAUUCCGACGUAGUAAAUCAGAUAUCUGUAAAAGGGUAGUGAUUGAUGAGAGCAAGAACAGCAUUAGAAGAAUAGAAACAGAUGAUAUAUUACAUGACUCACCACCCAACGUUGUAGAUGGAGAAGAAAAUAAAAAUGAUGAGUAUGCAAAAAUGUCCAACGAAGAAUUAAACAGAAGAGUUGAGGAGUUUAUUCAAAGAUUCAAUAGGCAAAUUCGGCUUCAGAGAGAUGUUUACUAGAUUAAUUCAAGCAGGUGAAUUCGAGUUCCAUCGAUGGAACAGGUCAUAGACUAUAGCUAGCUAGAAAACCAUAUUAGAGAAAUUUUCUAUAUAUGUAUAUUCAAGACAUUUUACUGUGUCUUUUAGAUA
Manihot esculenta (cassava) is the source of this 947-nucleotide messenger RNA. RefSeq lists its product as uncharacterized. Bases 63 to 818 code for a protein of 251 amino acids. NCBI's taxonomy places the organism in Eukaryota, Viridiplantae, Streptophyta, Magnoliopsida, Malpighiales, Euphorbiaceae. The transcript has a single exon. The record is from RefSeq and is a predicted model, not a curated record.